GCGGGGGCGGCGGGGGCGUGCGGUGCUGCAAGCGCUCAGGAGGGUGCGCUGCAGACCUGGGCCAUGGCGGCUUUAAGGGAAGACCGAGGGCUGGCGGGGAGUGGGGGGUGAGGGGCCCGGGCGGGGUGGGGAGGAGAGGGGUCCGGGGAGGAGCCCUGAUGUAAGCAUGUUAAUAAGAGGCUCCCCCAGCCCAACCCCCACCACUCCCCCACCCCCACCACCAUCCCCACCCUCACCGUAUGGAAAUACAAGCCCGGCCUCGGCGCGCCAUGUGUGGUAACACGCUCAGCCUCUGCCACGCUAUUUAAACGCGGGCUAUGAAUCCAGGAACCGGAGCGAAUCAAUGAGAUCAAACUCGAGGGAGAUGCAUCGUCAAUUACAAGCACUUGGACAAGUCUAACUUCUUUUUUUUUUUCCUUCUUCUUUGACAAAUACGCUUUCAAAAGCAACCUUAGCAACUCCCAAACAAGAAGCCACCUCUAAGCAAAUUAGCAUAUAUAAAGGAAGGACGAAUAUAUAUAUAUUUAUAAUAAGUAUAUAUAUAUAUAUAUAAUUAUAUUGCAGGCGUGCAGGUUGACACCCGACGAAGUUUCUUCUCUGCUUCUCUCUUUCCCUGGUGAUACUGCCAAGAAGGACUCAUCUUCCUCUCUGUCUGUGGGUGACUUAGUGAAGGGGGUAUUCUGUCUUCUGAGAGCGCCCGAGUGGGCGCAGCGACGUGGGAGAGAGGUGGGGGAGAAAGAGGAAGGGUGGGCGGGCGGCGAGGGCCGGCGCUCCCCUGCGGCACGAUGCGGUGUCCGCUGCUGCUCACCCUCUCCGCGUGCGCUCUGCUCGGCGGGGCGGUGCUGGCCGGCGGUGCAGGAGGCGGCGGGGGCGCGGGCCGAAGCGCCGGUCGCCAGGAGCGAGGAGCCCCGGCGCUGGCGCCGCCGCCGCCGGAGAUCCAGGUCCUGGUGCUGCUGCCUCAGGACGACUCGUACCUGUUCUCCCUGGCGCGGGUGCGGCCGGCCAUCGAGUACGCGCUGCGCAGUGUGGAGGGCAACGGCACCGGGAGGCGGCUGCUGCCCGCCGGCACCCGCUUCCAGGUGGCGUACGAGGACUCGGACUGCGGUAACCGCGCGCUCUUCAGCCUGGUGGACCGCGUGGCGGCGGCGCGGGGCGCCAAGCCCGACCUCCUGCUGGGGCCGGUGUGCGAGUAUGCCGCGGCGCCGGUAGCCCGCCUGGCUUCACACUGGAACCUGCCCAUGCUUUCGGCCGGGGCCCUAGCCGCGGGCUUCCAGCACAAGGACACCGAGUACUCGCAUCUCACGCGGGUGGCGCCCGCCUAUGCCAAGAUGGGCGAGAUGAUGCUGGCGCUCUUCCGCCACCACCAGUGGAGCCGUGCCGCGCUCGUCUACAGCGACGACAAGCUGGAGCGUAACUGCUACUUCACCCUCGAGGGGGUCCACGAGGUCUUCCAGGAAGAGGGCUUGCACACGUCCGCCUACAACUUCGACGAGACCAAAGAUCUGGACCUGGAUGACAUCGUGCGCUAUAUCCAGGCCAGCGAGCGAGUGGUGAUCAUGUGUGCGAGCAGUGACACCAUCCGAAACAUCAUGCUGACGGCACACCGGCAUGGGAUGACCAGCGGGGAUUACGCAUUCUUCAACAUCGAGCUCUUCAACAGUUCUUCCUACGGAGAUGGCUCGUGGAAGAGAGGAGACAAACACGACUUUGAAGCUAAGCAAGCGUACUCAUCCCUCCAAACAAUCACUCUACUGAGGACAGUGAAACCUGAGUUUGAGAAGUUUUCCAUGGAGGUGAAAAGUUCUGUUGAGAAACAAGGACUCAAUGAGGAGGAUUAUGUUAAUAUGUUUGUUGAAGGAUUCCACGAUGCCAUCCUCCUCUACGUCUUGGCUUUACAUGAAGUCCUCAGAGCUGGUUAUAGCAAGAAGGAUGGAGGGAAGAUCAUCCAGCAGACUUGGAACAGGACAUUUGAAGGGAUUGCUGGGCAGGUGUCCAUAGAUGCCAAUGGAGACCGGUAUGGGGAUUUCUCAGUGAUCGCCAUGACAGACUUAGAAGCGGGCACUCAGGAGGUUAUUGGUGAUUACUUUGGAAAGGAAGGUCAUUUUAAAAUGAGGCCAAAUAUCAAAUAUCCUUGGGGACCAUUAAAACUGAGAAUUGAUGAGACCAGAAUUGUGGAGCACACAAACAGCUCUCCUUGCAAAUCAUCAGGUGGCCUAGAAGAAUCGGCAGUAACGGGUAUUGUCGUGGGGGCUUUAUUAGGAGCUGGCUUGCUCAUGGCCUUCUACUUCUUCAGGAAGAAAUACAGAAUAACCAUUGAGAGGCGAAACCAGCAAGAAGAAAGUAAUGUUGGAAAGCAUCGGGAAUUACGGGAAGAUUCCAUCAGAUCCCAUUUUUCCGUGGCUUAAAAGGAAGCCUUUUCUUUCAGUCUGAGAUUCUUUCAGCCUGAAAGAAUUUAACACCUAGGAACAAAUGGGAUGAAAGAAAUCAGUGGAACACAAGGGAUGCUCUUGAAGUGUAAGCAGUUCAGUCGUUUUCAUUUUAAAUUUCUUUAGAAGCUCAGGAACCAUUCAUAGUCACCAUAUGCCUCCCAGCCUUUCAUCUCAUGACAAAUAUAGGAAUGUAGCAUCACUUCGAUAAGAUGUUCAUGCUGUUUCAAGGGCGUCUGACUUGAUUUACCUUCUGAAAACCCUGUGUCUCCAUGUUUUGAUGACUUUGGGGAGGGGAUAUCACACACGGCUAUAAUUCAAUGUGGUUUUCUUAAAUGAAAUGUCUUAUUGUUAGAAUAAAACAGUUUUUGACAUGUAGCAUUUUCCUGGAAAGAAUUUAACACUUAGGAGUAGGAAAAUGUAAUGAAAAAAUCUCAUGGUUGGAGAGACAGUGUUCCUCUUUCUAGGGUGAGAUUGAGGUUGAGAACUAUGCUAUUGGGAUAUGUAUGGUUCUGACUUCUUGUCUCAAGAAGGGUUUUCUUCUUGGGUUCUGCAGUGUCUCUUCAAAGCUUCUCUGGGAAGCUGUAACUCUUCAUGAGCUGAGAAGAUUUACAUGGGAAAAGUGAAUUUAAAAUAUUUCAUUAUUUUAAUGUAAAAAAUGCCCUGUUUCACACUAACAUUUUAAGUAUUUUAGUCUUAUAAUUUGCUAUUAGAAAAUGUGUCUAUUUUUUCAUUUUGAAGAUUAAAUUCCACUUCUAUUUUAAAAGUUUGGGUAAAGUGUACAACAAAACUAACCCUGACCUUUCUUUUUUUCUCCCCCUUUCCACUUCAGAAAGAAAUGUUCACUGCUGCUUUAAUCAUAGAAAUCUACCACUGAGCUAUUUCCUUUUAAUUACUGAUCUAGAAAUGUAUUUGGAUUAUUAACUCUACAGUAGUACACCAGUUUACAUGUCUUAAAUGUAAAUUAGUUUUGGGAUAAACCUCUUCCAAUUCUGGACAGAUGGUGAUUUUUUAAAAUCAAGGGUGUAAUUUAUUAGAAGAUAGGAUGUCAUGAAAGGGUGCAGUCCUUUUUCAUCAAGAACUUAACAGGGAUUACCAUUUGACAAAUACAGGCAAUACAUUUAAAAAUGCAUACAUGAUAUUUUACCAAAGUUCAUUGAUGACUGUGGCUUAAAAAUGUGUGUGUGUGUGUGUUGGGGGGGGGGUCUAAAUAACUGCUAUAGCCUUUUUCAGUUGAUCCACAAAUCUUUGUAUACAUCCAUUUAAAACCCAGUGUCAUGGGCUGCGUGUGGAUGUAAGGAAUUUGUCAAAAGUUGAGUGUUCAUUGAUUAUCUGUGUUAUUGUCAGUUCUCUUCACAUAGGUUUCAACUCAGGUCCUACCUUCACUUACAAUUUGGAGUAAGUAGUAAAGGAAGAAUGGAAUGUUGCCAGAUGAUUGUGCUGUUCUGCAAUUAUG
Molecule: messenger RNA, 3882 nt
Organism: Erinaceus europaeus (western European hedgehog)
Lineage: Eukaryota; Metazoa; Chordata; Mammalia; Eulipotyphla; Erinaceidae
Gene: NPR3
Product: natriuretic peptide receptor 3
Exons: 8
Coding region: 786-2405 (539 amino acids)
Biological process (GO): vasodilation; regulation of blood pressure
Cellular component (GO): membrane
Molecular function (GO): natriuretic peptide receptor activity; peptide hormone binding
Source: RefSeq, a predicted model, not a curated record